Messenger RNA from Magallana angulata, 460 nucleotides. Its product is annotated as cystatin-A3-like. Gene Ontology annotation, cellular component: cytosol. Bases 31 to 399 code for a protein of 122 amino acids. Gene Ontology annotation, molecular function: cysteine-type endopeptidase inhibitor activity. Lineage: Eukaryota; Metazoa; Mollusca; Bivalvia; Ostreida; Ostreidae. The record is from RefSeq and is a predicted model, not a curated record. The transcript has 3 exons.
UCACAAAUCAUUCUACAUCAGAAUAGAAACAUGCAGACCUUUGUAUUUGCUGUGGUUGUGUUGUCCGUUGCCUGUUUGGCGGAAAGCAGGAGAGAUAGACCUGUUGGGGGGCUAGGGAGAACCAAAAACGCUACCCCAGAGAUACAGCAACUCGUCGAUUCCGUUCAAGAUGAGAUUAUCGGUCAGCUUCCUUUGGGAUACGACAGGGAGCAGCCCAUACAGCUGCACGCUGUCACAUACAGGGACCAGAUAGUCGCUGGAAGGAAUUACUUCAUCAAGGUCGAGACCGGAUUCGGUCGAUACAUCCACGUCAGAAUUUACAAAGACCUUAGCGGCAAUGCUUCAGUCACCAGUGUUCAGAUACAGAAGUCUCUUGCAGACCCUAUUGAAUACUUCUAAACAAACCUGUUAUAAAAUUUAGAGCUGUAAAUGCUGAAAAUAAAAGAAGGCGGUAACAGUA